This is a messenger RNA of Tupaia belangeri chinensis (Chinese tree shrew), 1703 nucleotides long. RefSeq names its product potassium voltage-gated channel interacting protein 1 (gene KCNIP1). NCBI's taxonomy places the organism in Eukaryota, Metazoa, Chordata, Mammalia, Scandentia, Tupaiidae. The record is from RefSeq and is a predicted model, not a curated record. The transcript is spliced from 8 exons. Gene Ontology annotation, cellular component: voltage-gated potassium channel complex. Gene Ontology annotation, biological process: regulation of potassium ion transmembrane transport. Gene Ontology annotation, molecular function: transmembrane transporter binding; calcium ion binding; potassium channel regulator activity. The coding region runs from base 217 to 894 and encodes 225 amino acids.
CAGGAGGGGGUGGAGAGAGGGAGGGAGAGUUUACCCUGCAGGCUCUCUGGAUGCAGAACCCGGACUCGCUGCAGAAACAGCUGUGCUUGCUGCUCCCAGAGCUUGGGGGGGUGCAACCAUCCUUCGGAGUUUAUCUAGGGAGGCUCCAAGUUGCGGGCACGCACGGUGGGUGUCAUCCUUCUGGGUGCUGACGGCAGUCUGCCCGCCCUCUCCACCAUGAGCGGUUGUUCCAACAGAUGCAAGCUUGGGUUCGUGAAAUUUGCUCAGACCAUCUUUAAGCUCAUCUCCGGGACCCUCAGCAAAGAUAAGAUUGAAGAUGAGCUGGAGAUGACCAUGGUCUGCCAUCGGCCUGAAGGGCUGGAGCAGCUGGAGGCCCAGACCAACUUCACCAAGAGGGAGCUGCAAGUCCUUUAUCGAGGCUUCAAAAACGAGUGCCCCAGUGGUGUGGUCAAUGAGGAAACAUUCAAGCAGAUCUACGCUCAGUUUUUCCCUCAUGGAGAUGCCAGCACGUAUGCCCAUUACCUCUUCAACGCCUUCGACACCACCCAGACGGGCUCCGUGAAGUUCGAGGACUUUGUCACCGCUCUGUCGAUUUUACUGCGAGGGACCGUCCACGAGAAGCUAAGGUGGACGUUCAAUUUGUAUGACAUCAAUAAAGACGGCUACAUUAACAAGGAGGAGAUGAUAGACAUCGUCAAAGCCAUCUAUGACAUGAUGGGGAAAUACACAUAUCCCGUGCUCAAAGAAGACACUCCAAGGCAGCACGUGGAUGUCUUCUUCCAGAAAAUGGACAAAAAUAAGGAUGGCAUCGUGACUUUAGAUGAGUUUCUCGAAUCCUGUCAGGAGGAUGACAAUAUCAUGAGGUCUCUUCAGCUGUUCCAAAAUGUCAUGUAACUGAGGACACAGCCAUCCAGCUCUCAGAGACAUUGUACUCAACCACCACCUUGACACCCUGAUCUGCCCAUGUUCUGAUUGUACAAACCAACUCUUGGGACAGGAACACCUUUUACACUUUGGAAGAUUUCUCUGCCGAAGACUUUUUAUGGAACCCAGCACCAUGUGGGCCAGUCUCUGAUUGCCAACUCUUCCUCCUCCCUCUUCUUGAGUGAGAUGUGAUGGAAUUUGAGUUUGUUUUGGAAGCAUGCUCAUCUCUUCACAUGGCUGCCCUGUGGAAGGUCCCUCUGCUUGAGCUUAUCCAGUAGUGCACAGUUUGCUUCCAUGCCCAGCCCACCGCCUCCAAGCCAAGCAAAUCAUGAUAAAGCUGCAAGCAAGAGGACCUAAACCAAAUGCACACCAUCCUCUGAUGGCCUCCCAGACCAACGUGCCUGUUUCUCUUCCUCUGGGAAGAACGAGUGUUAACACAGAACAAUCAGAAUCUACCGUGACUAGUUGGGAGAGCCAGCACCUAACACGUGUAGGAUAGGACUGAAUUGUUAAGCAUGGCAUCAUCUGAUGACCCAAACUGCCCAUGUCAUUUGUUUCCAGAGGCAAUGACCAGUUAAUUCUCUCGCACCAGCAUCUGUGCUGGUGGCCCAAGUCCUUUAACAUGCCCAGGAAGGGAGCCAUUGCCCUGUGGCCCAUACCUCAUGCCAUCCCCUGCUCGAGCCCAACACUGCAUGUCCCUCCCGGGGAGUCCAGAAUGCCUGCAAAAUGCUGUAAUUUUCUACCAUGUUCUAAUCAAAUAAAGAGAACUGUUUCUUACA